AUGAAAAACCAAUCCCUAGAGGUGGUGAAAAUAGAUUCUAUCUUUCUUCUUACUUUGCAAGCCGGUGAGAAUAGGUUCACAGAUGCCUUCAUCGAUCACAUUCAUGAAGCAUUGGACUUUGUACAAACGGCGAAAGAAGCAGCUGCUCUAGUCACGACAUCCAGCGAUCCAAAAUAUUAUAGUCUUGGACUGGACAUAAAAAAUUUGAAGCAGGAACCAGCGAAAGUGGAGGCAUAUUUAGAAAAAUAUCAGCGACUUCUAUCCAGAGUCGUCACAUUUUCAAUGCCGACAAUCGCUGCUAUCAAUGGGCAUGCAGCGGCAGGUGGGGCAUUAUUUGCAAUGGCCCAUGAUGUAAAGUUCGUCUGCAAAGAAAAGGGUUUUUUUGUGAUGAAUGAAAUCGACUUGGGAUUGCACCUCCCAGCUGGUAUGGCAGCCAUGCUAAAGUACAAAAUUACCAAUCCAAACCUCAUUCGAGACAUUGCAAUCUGUCUCGCGUGUGUCCGACUUGCCGAGACAGUGAAGUGUG
This is a messenger RNA of Schistocerca gregaria, 526 nucleotides long. RefSeq lists its product as uncharacterized. The annotation marks the transcript as partial. NCBI's taxonomy places the organism in Eukaryota, Metazoa, Arthropoda, Insecta, Orthoptera, Acrididae. The record is from RefSeq and is a predicted model, not a curated record. Gene Ontology annotation, cellular component: peroxisome. Gene Ontology annotation, molecular function: delta(3)-delta(2)-enoyl-CoA isomerase activity; enoyl-CoA hydratase activity. Gene Ontology annotation, biological process: fatty acid beta-oxidation. The transcript is spliced from 4 exons.